Auxenochlorella protothecoides is the source of this 1002-nucleotide messenger RNA. RefSeq names its product DNA-directed RNA polymerases I and III subunit RPAC1. The coding region runs from base 1 to 1002 and encodes 333 amino acids. Gene Ontology annotation, cellular component: RNA polymerase I complex; RNA polymerase III complex. Gene Ontology annotation, biological process: DNA-templated transcription. The transcript is spliced from 7 exons. Gene Ontology annotation, molecular function: DNA binding; protein dimerization activity. NCBI's taxonomy places the organism in Eukaryota, Viridiplantae, Chlorophyta, Trebouxiophyceae, Chlorellales, Chlorellaceae. The record is from RefSeq and is a predicted model, not a curated record.
AUGACCGAUGUCGAGUUCAUGGCGAGCGAUGUGCCCAACAUCUUUGACAUGGCCCGCUUCAAGAAGGGCUUCAGCAUUGACAUCACGCGGUACGAGGGCAACGACAUGACCUUCCACAUGAAGGGCAUCAGCUGUGCGGUGGCCAACUCGCUGCGGAGGAUCAUGUUGGCUGAGACUCCGACAGUUGCCAUCGAGCACGUCUUCAUCCUGAACAAUACCAGCCUCAUCAGCGACGAGAUGCUCUCCCAUCGGCUCGGUCUGCUGCCGCUGAAUCUACACCCCAGAUAUCUCAAGUACCGGCUGGAUGGAGAGCCUGCCACCGAAUUGAACACGGUGAUCCUAAAAAUGAAGCUCUCCUGUCACUAUCAGCCAGAUGGCACCCUGAAGAAUGAAAAGGUGUAUGCCGAGGCCUUGAAGUGGCUGCCACAUGGAUCAGAGAUCCCAGACGAGACGGGGUGCAAAUUUGUCCGGCCGCAAGUCAAGUUCAUGCCGGGUGUCGACCCCGUGAACGCCGACAUCCUCUUGGCCAAGCUCCGGCUGGGCCAGCAGAUAGAGCUGGAGGCACACUGUGUCAAGGGAGUUGGGGAGGAGCAUGCAAAGUGGUCGCCAGUGGCGACUGCAUGGUACCGCUUCAUGCCAGAGGUGGUACUGCUGCAGCCUGUGAAGGACGAGCUCGCCAAAGAGCUUGCAGGGGAGCUCCCUGGGCUCAUAACUGUUGACUCCGACGGGUCUGCAGUGGUUAAUGAUCCAUUGGAGCACGACGUCCUCCUCGAAAAGGUUCGGGCGAUGAGUGGCGAGCCCAAGUGGCAGGAUGUGCUGCAGCUGCGCAAGGUCAAGGACCACUUCAUCUUCACCAUCGAGUCGACGGGGGCAUGGAGGCCGCACGAGAUCUUCGAGUAUGCGGUCAAGCUCAUGAUGGCCAAGUGUGACAAGGUGCUGGAGGGGCUGCAGAAGUACCCGCCGCCCUCCGACCUCGGAGCAGAGGAGUGGAUGGAGGAUUAG